This is a messenger RNA of Gadus morhua (Atlantic cod), 6440 nucleotides long. Its product is annotated as kinesin-like protein KIF15. The record is from RefSeq and is a predicted model, not a curated record. The transcript has 17 exons. The coding region runs from base 4063 to 5970 and encodes 635 amino acids. Gene Ontology annotation, molecular function: ATP binding; microtubule motor activity; microtubule binding. Gene Ontology annotation, biological process: microtubule-based movement. Lineage: Eukaryota; Metazoa; Chordata; Actinopteri; Gadiformes; Gadidae.
AAAUAUUACCUCAUUAAGUUUUCUAAAACAAAUCCUAAAGUUGUACCCAUGCUGCAAUGACGUUGUCAAAUGGAGCCAUCCCUUAUCACGCGACUAAGAUCUGAGCUGGCCAUGGACACCUUACCUUACCUAGCAGACCGUACGGCCUGCCUGUCUGUUGCAGACCGUACGGCCUGUCUGUCUGUUGCAGACCGAACUGCCUGUCUGUCUGUUGCAGACCGUACGGCCUGUCUGUCUGUUGAGACCGUACGGCCUGUCUGUCUGUUGUAGACCGUACGGCCUGUCUGUCUGUUGAGACCGUACUGCCUGUCUGUUGUAGACCGUACUGUCUGUCUGUUGAGACCGUACUGCCUGUCUGUUGUAGACCGUACUGCCUGUCUGUCUGUUGUAGACUGUACUGCCUGUCUGUCUGCUGUUGUAGACCAUACUGCCUGUCUGUCUGUUGUAGACCGUACUACCUGUCUGUCUGCUGUUGUAGACCAUACUGCCUGUCUGCUGUUGUAGACCGUACUACCUGUCUGCCUGUCUGUUGUAGACCGUACUAUCUGUCUGUCUGCUGUUGUAGACCAUACUGCCUGUCUGCUGUUGUAGACCGCACUUCCCCUCCCUUGCUGUAGGCGGCACUGUUUCUGGUUCAUCAAAUUGCAGAGAAGUGAACUUUCUGUAGAGUUUCUAAACCGGGCUUCUUGUGAUUCAUCCAGCAUGUUGUAACCCACACUCCUCUUUUUUUAAAUCGAUAGCCCCCCAUCAGCUUCAGGGAGGGCUGUGACAUGGUGCCUGACUGCGUUCCAGCUCUCCUCUUCUUGUGAUUCAUCCAGCAUGUUGUUAGCUUUCCCCCACACUAAGCCCCCCAUCAGACUUCAGGGAGGGCUGUGACGUGGUGCCUGACUGCGUUCAGGCUCUCCUCUUCGAGGGAUUCAGGUCAGCGUUGUGCAGAACUCUUCAUAGCGUGCUUAGAGGGCUGCUUCUUCCCUGACCCCUCGGACGCUGCCCUCUGAAGCUGGGCCAAGCUGAUGCAUGGCUCCCCUGUGGCUUCAACCAAUAGCAGUCUUCUUUCACAGCCUGUGUGUCUUGUACGCUUGGCACCGUACCUACACUGCUGAUAUAGAUUCCAUUCGGUCGGAGUCGGCCUCUAGCAACACGUUGCUCAGUCGGCCAAUAGCAGUGCAGCAUUUGUUAGAUGAACGUCCGUACAAAUUGUGGGUCUGUCCUUUCUCCUACUUUGUUUCAAUGGAAUUUCAUGUUGCAACAGUAAUUUGAUAGGUUACUUAUUUAGACUCCAUUAGAUUAUAUGCACUUGUUUGCACCCAAACAAACAAAGCAGAUGAACUUUAAAAUAAAAUGUACCAGUCAGUUGGUCCUUUCUUUGAGUGUGUCAACAAGGGCUAAAAACAGACAAUUAUUAAUCAAUUUAUAUUUAACCUACAGCGAAUUCUAUUUCUGUUAUUGCAUUGUUGGAUGUUGAUCAUUUUAAAUAGUAUUGGGUAUUGUUAGUCUGACCGGUGUUGUCUAUUGAAAAAGGAAUUGACCACUUAAUGUAGUUCCCCUUUUAAUUGGAAGAACUAUGAUGCAAAUUCAUCUUCAGAGACGAAUCUCAGUGAUAAAAUGAACCGUAGAUCGUUCUUAACGGGUUCCUGUGGUUUCACUCUAACAAUGCAGGCCUAUUUGGUUUGGAAAUUAUAAUGUGGUUAAAUCCAAUUAUGAUUUUCAUGUAGAGUAUCUCAUAAAACCCAAUGGCCUUUUCUAAUCCGUCCAUGACAAAUGAAAACACUUCACUCUGGCGUUGGUUUUCAAGUGGCCUGAUGAACAGGAAAAAAAUCACUAUAAUUAAUUGUAAUAACGCGAUAGGACUACUUCCCUUUCUAAUUUGCUUUCCCAACAAUUGUUGGUUUUCCUCUGUACCAUUGUUAGGGGUGAGGGUGUGGAGGCUCCCUCUUUCCCCCCGUUGUCGUCGUCUGUCUGACUAUAAGCUCCAACAGUCGUGUGUUUGAUGCACGGGUAACCCUGGCCUGCCUGUGGCUGUGAUGAACGAACCAGUCUCCAUGAAGGAGAAUAAGGAUCAGAGGGACUUAACAACAGGAGGGGGCAACCCGUUUUCAGGUAGUAGGAGUGAAAUGAAAAACACAUCCUAACAGGCUGGCUAGGAGGGAAUUGUAUACUAGGCUUUGAUACUUUGUGGAGCUGCCAAUCCAUGUUCACGUUCAUCUUGUGUACAAGAUCGCUUCUCUUUGAACGUUUCGUUUUUUAACUAAGGGAACUGGUAGAUCUGUAUGAAUGAGCGGCAUGUCACUUCUCAAUGACUGAUGAAAACAGUAACACUGUCAAGACAUCCUCGACGCUUCGUGUAAAUGUCACAACAUGGGAACGAGUACCCUGAUUCACAGUGUCUUCAAAGUGAUGUCGUUUGUAUAAUUUAUCAUAUCUCCUUAUAAUGUCAUUUAUCAUUAUUGUACUUGUAAUGCCAGGUUUCCCAAACGGGAAGACGUUGCGGAUGUCAGUGAGGAAAAGCACAUGGAAAAGCUCCUUCUGUACAGAAGCGUCAACGGUCCGUCCGAAUGCCAGCACACACCGCUUGUGGAGCUGGAGUAUUUGGGCCAUGAAACUCAUUAAUAAAUGGAUGUUGACGUGUGCUCAGUAAAUCACAGUUAAUUUCCGUUCCUUCAGCAGUAUUCCCAGUUUCCCCCGUUCAAUCAGUCCUUCAGAGCCCGACCUGCAGAGCCUGAAGGAACAGAUGGAGCAGAGCGAGUGAGUGGGAGGUACCGAGUUAUAAGGCUAGGGUUAACCCCAACCCUAUAACCCUAACCUUAACCCACAGAGACGCCCCGGGGGCAGCUGAUGAGCUAUAGGGCUAGGGUUAACCCCAACCCUAUAACCCUAACUUAACCCACAGAGACGCCACACCUGGGCAGCCCCUGGGCAGGGUUAACCCCCUAACCCUAACCAACCCCUUUCUGCCUCAGGAGUUGGAAUGCCGGAUGUGCUGAUUUGCUGAGCUCCCGAUGGCCACCCCCCCAUUCCCGAACCAGAGAGACGUGUGCGAGGCUACCUUGCCCUCCAGUGUUUCAGCUAAUGCCUCUUCAGAAGGGUAGUGACUGAGCAGUCCAUGUAACAGGAUAGAACCCAGUUGCUAAUGGGAGAGGGAUCGGGUGUAGGGAUGUGGAUUUACCCGACCUUCCGGAUUUGAUUUGCAAUAGUGGUGGGAGUGUUUAGAGGACAGUGUCGAUGGUGCAAUCAAUAUAAUGAAUGGUUUCAUGUUAACUUUACCCUGGAGACAUGCAGUGCACAGAAGCUCUCCGUCACUCAAGGUCACCGUGUCUCUAUCAGAAUGAAGGGGAAGCUGCUGUGCUGUUCAUCCAAUCCCGCAGACACUAUUCUACACUAUUCUCUCAAGAGCUCCCAGUCUGUCACAGCAGACAAUAACGUUUCCUUAAAGUCCUCUACCUCAGUGGUUCCUAUUGUUGUAAACCCCCUCUAAAGUUAAAGCGGUAUCCUCUUAUUGGAAAGAUUUACAAUUGAUCAUACCCAAUAUAACAAUAACCACCCACUUAGUGUAAAGUAUUCACAGUAACCCCUGCAACAUCUCACAGGACCUCCACCGGAGGAACACUGCUCUGCCUCCUCCUUCUUCCUCUCGACCCCUCCUCCCUCCCAGCCCUCAGAUGUCGUACCCCCAGACCCCCGGACCCCCGGCCCCCCUGAGCUCAGAGCUCUGGCCUGUCUGAGCCCAAAUCAGAGGAGCAGGUGUAGACGAGAGUGGCCCCACAGUGAGGCACCAUUACGCACAGACGCCCUCAAUGUCAGUCCACGUAUGCAGCCGCUGUGUAAUCUGAGAAGGUCAGUGGAAAGUGGUUAGCCCGCUCAUGGUUCUAAGAGGGCACGCCCCCAAGAUGGCGGCUGUAUGGUCCAUGUGACGCACUGCCUUCCACCCUGGGCCUGUCAGAAGAAUGCUGUUGAUGACGUGGACCGUUCUUGUUGUUUCUAGUCUGUUAUUUCUGGAUUUUCCUGCUCGUAUCGAGCCACUGGCAGUACUGCGUAGUGCAACGGCAACAGCUCUUAUCCGUUAUGAACAUGGAUAUACCUGGGGAAACUGUUCGUGUUGCAACGGUGAAAGUGGGUGUUGUGCUCAUGCAAUUCCCAGACGCAGCUGGAAGCAGUUGUGUCAUCAGAGAGGACGGCCGUACGGUGGACUACAUGUUGGGGGGGAAAGAGGAAUCGUCUUUUUCGUUUGAUCAGGCUGUGACUCUGGAAACACUAGAGCAAGUUGAGCCAGAGAUCCUGCAGCCUCUUGCCGAGCUGGUCUCCUGCGGUUACACUGGAACGCUGCUGAUUGGUGGAAUCCACAGGACUGGCAAAUCCGGCAUAUCGAUUGACGAUGACAUCAUCAAAUAUGCUCUGAAGAUGUUGUUCAGCCACAUUUCAAAGGUGAAAUCGACAACGUUCAAUGCAGUAUCCUUCGUUCAGUUCUAUCCAGAUGACAGCACUCUGGAUCUCCUGAGCCCUGAAAGACGCGAUCUAAAACCCUUUCAUCACCCUGUCCUCGGAUGCCUGGUGGACGGGGUGUGUGAGGUGACGGUGGGCUCGGCCGAGGAGGCGUACGCUCUGUACGAGACGGGCAGGAGGAGGCUGGCGGACACAGCCGCCCCCGUCUCCAGCAGGUGUAGCUUCCUGUUCUCGGUCCAAUCGGAGCGCGAGCUGAGCCUGGAGGGGGCGGAGCCGGAGAUCUGCCGGGGCCGCCUGCAGCUGGUGGGCCUGGCAGGGGGAGCGAGCCGGACGCACCUCAGAGGAGUCAGCCCACUGGUAAAGACUUUGGAGCAGAUUGAGCUUGGGACGCGAACCAGCAACCACCUCCUCCCCUUUCUCCUAACGGACGCCCUCAGAGAGAGCGGCAUGACGUGCCUUCUGUAUUGCAUCCCUCCGCAAGCUCUUCUGGAUACUGAGGUUCCUUCAGCCUUAGCUCUGGCCCAACGGGUGCAGGGUCUGGUAACCACGGCAACCUAUGGCCACUGGUGUCCAAGGGUUACGGAGCAAGAGCUACGACUUCAGAUGCAGGGGCUGAGGAAAACGAUGAUGUCACCAGAGGAACAAGAUAGGGACAACGCCCUCAGGCUCGCAGGGCUCAUCAAGAUCCUGCAGAUGGUGAAGGAUCAGUCAUGGGAGAAGAGGCUGGAAAUGUCUGAGAAGUUAAAGAACAAAAUCAAGCAGGAAUGGCAAUCUGCAACAAACAAACGGCGCCCAUCUGGUGAUCGCGGUGCAGAUUACCAAGAGACCACGGAACAAAUUAAAUAUCUACAGGACCAGUUGAGGCAGGAAAUGAAGGCACAUACCACAGAGGGCAAAGGGAGCGUGGAACAAGUGCAGGAGAGGGUGACUCGUAUCCAACAGCUGAGAGAAUCCCUCGACGAUGAGAUGAAGAAGAGCGGAUCCGCAUCCGUGGAAAAAAUGGAUUCCUCUCAACCGCUGGAGUACGGCCGUGCACUGGAACGACGGAGACAAACCCAGGAUGACCAUGAAGAAUUAAUCCAGGAGGAGCUGGAGAAGAUGGAAGAAGAACUGAAGCAGGAAAAGGCUGACGGCGUCCAGCGGGAGCUGCUGGUGGUGGCGGGCGAGAGGCGGGUCCUCACGCUGCAGCUCGAGGCCCUGCGCGCUGGGGCCCGGCAGGCUGAGGUUGACCUGGAGGACCUGCACAGCCGUCACCUGGAGGACAUGCAGCGCUUCAGAGAGGAGAGCCUCAAGGUGGGACGGGCGGGGGCAGAGCCGUUCAUCUACAGGAUAUCAACACAUUCAUCCAAGGGAAGUUACACUUACAUUCCCGGGCCGGAUGGUGUAGUGGUAGGGUGUUUGACUCCGGGGGCAAAGGUUCUGGGUUUGAUCCCUAAUGUAUGCAGACUGCCUGUAGCCCCCCCCUCCCCCCUUCACCCCAUAUGUCUGGAUCAGUCUGACACUUUGCACAGUACAACUACUGCUCAAUGACUAAACACUUCUCCCAUGAAUGAAUCAUUUCUAGCUUGUUUUCAUCUUGGAGUCCCACCCACCAUCUGCUACUUCCUGUCCAGGUGUUUCAGGUGUUCCACCAGGUGAGCGAGGAGCAGAAGUGGACCAUGAAGGAGAGGUACCAGUCCCUCCUGGUGGAGGCUGUCCAGGACGCAGUCUACCUCUCUGCUCAGAACCAGCAGCUCAAAGAGGAGAACCAGACGCACCGCGUGGGUGAGCUGGAGGGCCUCUGAGAACAGGCCGGGGCUGGUUUAGGACCGGUCUGUUAUGUUGUGGAGGACUUAAAGCACUGCUUCAGAGCCGACCUGACAUCUACGCUGCCCUCAUGGGUGUUGUUUUGUUCCCUAGCUCUAGGUGAACUGAAGGAUUCCCUGGCAACAAGAGGUGACCCAAUGGCUGAGUUUGCAUCUCCAUCAUAAUAAAGAAUUAGAUAAAAGCGCAAAAUAUUU